Messenger RNA from Exophiala xenobiotica, 531 nucleotides. RefSeq lists its product as uncharacterized. The transcript is spliced from 2 exons. The record is from RefSeq and is a predicted model, not a curated record. Lineage: Eukaryota; Fungi; Ascomycota; Eurotiomycetes; Chaetothyriales; Herpotrichiellaceae. The coding region runs from base 1 to 531 and encodes 176 amino acids. Gene Ontology annotation, molecular function: metallopeptidase activity.
AUGGGCAUGAAGCACCUUCAGGGUUUCAAUUGGACCGCUACGUUCACCACUGGAGGCUGCUCAAUUGCCCAAGCCCGCGUGCUCGUUGAGGCGGCGAGGCAAAAGAGCCACAAAGUCUUCGACGACACAGCCGGGAACUUCGGUAGAGCUUUCCACUUCUACACGGGCGGGGUCAAUGUGCACACAAGAAAGGGGAAGAACAAACUCAAGAUCAGCUGUAUGGACAACGGAAUCAAGGACUGUCGUGACGACGUUGCAGCAUAUACUGCCCAACCAGUUGCGACUCCCGACAGUCAAUGGACAAUGGUCAUUUGUCCAUUGUUCUGGACCAAAGACAAGAAGUUUAUCAAUACAUGGGGCCUAGAGAUGCCAGGUGUACAACAACUCCCGAAGCUAUUGACGUACGAAGGCCUUCUCCUUCACGAGAUGUUUCAUUGCGACCUUCCAAGAUUCCCGGCCCACAUUACCGAUGUCAAUGUGGGACGACUCGCCGUGGAAGGUAGUACCCGUGAACGGUUCAAACUUGUGUGA